AGAAGUUUCAGUGGCUCAGUAGCCGGUAUAUCGCGUAAAGACGGCGCUAUGAUAGUCUGGCUCCGUGAAAUCCCAAGUAACACGUCUUUCCAUUGACUUAGUACUCUAUAUAACUCGCUAAAAACUACUUAAAGACAAGUGCAUUGCAGUAGCUUUGUAGAUUCUAUUCUUUUAAUGAAAAUGGAUAUCCUCUUUUGCUUUCUGAUUCAUGAACUCUGUUAUUAUUAUUAUUAAGUAUCGGAUUUUCUCUAGAUAAGCUGGACACUCAUAAGAGAGGACGAAAAUGUCAGAGGCUGGUGAAAAUGAAUGAAUCUUCGUGAGUUAUGAGAUGAAAGGACAUCAGUGAACUGGAUAGAACUUCCUUCGUCAGAGCAAACUACGUACAAAUAUUCUAUAAAGGAUAUCUUGGAGUAAUUGUAUUGUUUAUUAUUAAGACGAGAGGAUCUCGACUGAAACAGGUUGAAUCCGUCAAUGUCGCUUGACUUAAUGCGAUUAACGGAGAUGUUGACGAUGUUGGGGUGGUAAUCCAGAUAAGCUUUCAUGUCGGGCACACACAAAAACGCACAUGUUUGAUAAAUUUAGAUAUUUUUAUUAAACACUCACUGAAAAAAACUGAAUUGAAUCCUUAAAUGAUUAAAUUACACUGAGAGUUACUUAACAUACGUAAUUGUGAUAUCAAUCCGACUGUGAUGUGGUGACAUAUUUUAAUUCAAUAUAUUUUGGAUUAAAUAUUUGGAUGGGAAUAUAUUUAAUGAUGGUAUAACAUAACAACCAGUUCAAUGAAUGCACUGGUCAUGUUGGAUUGUCUAAAUCUGACAAUGGAAGCUCAACACAACAUGAGCAUUGCUAAUGACGAAGCGAAAAAACUCUUUGAGGAAGUCAGCCAUGUUGUUUAUGGUUUUGGCAUACCGUCUGUAUGUUUAUUCGGUAUCUUUGGUAACGUGUUAAACUUGUGUAUAUUAACCAGACGAAAACUACAAAAGGCCUUCAAAAGACUGGAGUUAUCUGCUAAUUUGUGCCUAGUUUCACUCGCCGUGUCGGAUCUAAUGUUUUGUUUCUUUGCCUUCCCGACGGUGUUUUUACCCCAAGAUGAUGUUUACACCAGCAGGGGGUUUGUUUUGUAUUACAGAAUCUACUGUGCCGCCAUUAUUAACGUGUUCAUCAUCAUUAGCACGUGGUUAACUGUUGCUAUGGCGUUAGAACGAUAUCUCGCGAUAUGUCAUCCGUUACGUCAGGAUAUUUACUUGACAACCAGUAGGAUCAAAUGUGUUAUUGUGAUAACUUACGUGUUCUCAUUCACCUUCAACAUUCCUGUCUUGUGGCGGUAUGAAGUUCGACAACUCUGCACAAACACCAGUACAAAAGUUUAUAUACCAAAUCCUAUUCCUCUGUGGAAUGAUCGACAGAUCGACACGGCUUAUCGGAUAAUCUGGGCGGUGAUCGGUAACUUUAUUCCACUUGUUCUUUUGCUCUAUUUUAAUGUCUGCCUGUGCCGUAAAAUUUACAAAUCCUACAAAAUGCGACAAGCGUUUAAACGUGAUCGUCGCAGUGAUCAUUCGUCGACGAGCACGAGCCAUACAAUAACGAUAACUCUCGUUGUCAUCAUCGUCAUGUUCUUCAUCUUGGUGGCGCCAUCUGAGAUAGUCAUCCAUCUAGCUAGAAUCACGGACAAUGAGAGCAACUACACGUAUUUAACUAUCGAGGCUGUCAUGAAUUUUAUGCAGUCUGUCAAUUUCUCCGUUAAUUUCAUUCUCUACUGUAUCAUAAGCCCUUACUUCAGAAAAACCCUGAAAUAUUUGUUUUGUUGUGGCUGCUGGAACAUUUACCAAGUGUCUAAACAAUGGAAAAAGGAGUUUGAAACAUCGCUAAUGUAAACUAAAACAAAACAACGACGUGUUAUAACAAUUUGAAAAAAAAACUAAGAUGGCGAUGUUUUGUGUUACGUUAGCACGGAUUUUCUACAUUGCUUAAUCAUUUGUAAGCAGAACAGAAUUAGAAAUAACAUUAAAUCAUCAUUAUUUGUUUACUUCAACAUAAUUGUGAAGAUUAUUCUUUAAAAAGAGGCACAAUUUGUGGAUAUUAGGUGUCGGUUUUGUGUUCCCUAAACGCGACCCUUUUCAAAGAAAUAUUAAGUUUAUGUGGAAUUAUACCCACCAUUAUUUUGUUUUCUAAAGAUCGUGUAAAUAAAUUUAAAAUAUUUUAAUAAACGUUGUAUAGCCUACUCACAAACGAUACCGUGCCUGUUAUCUAGGCUGGAUGUACUUACAAAGACACUCAGCGGGAGUCGAACUCAUUCAUGAAAUUACUGAUGGGCAUUAUUAACUUGAUAUAUCUUAAGCGUUUAGUGUGAAGCCCCAGCUAGACACCAAAACCUCAUCUGCAUAGACAUCACAGAGGGCAAGUAUCAUCGUAAGGUUUAGUUGUUAGGGCAAUAUGGCGGAAAGAUUGUGGAGUUGUUCUGGGAUCCAGACUAGCCUGAAGCUCAAGGACAAUUUAUUACGUUUUUAAACCAUGAUUCGAUAAACCACCAAUCACAUGGAUUGUAAUAAAAAUGCGCUUACAUAUAACACUCAUCCUAAUAGGUUAAUAAAUAACCCGAUUUUAUAUAAAA
Messenger RNA from Patella vulgata (common limpet), 2611 nucleotides. Its product is annotated as putative G-protein coupled receptor F59B2.13. NCBI's taxonomy places the organism in Eukaryota, Metazoa, Mollusca, Gastropoda, Patellidae. Gene Ontology annotation, molecular function: G protein-coupled receptor activity. The record is from RefSeq and is a predicted model, not a curated record. Bases 780 to 1874 code for a protein of 364 amino acids. Gene Ontology annotation, biological process: G protein-coupled receptor signaling pathway. Gene Ontology annotation, cellular component: membrane. The transcript has 3 exons.